CAGAAGACGAGCCGGCUUCUCUUCCGUUCAUCGUUUACUUAUUUAAUCCCAUCCUUUGCCUACAAAAGCAGAACACCAUUGCUGCACCUUCAUCCAUUUGUUUCAUCUCUUCUUCUCAAUCUCAACUCCGCAAGAUCUCACCUUUUCACCCCCUUCCAUCUAUGUGCCGAGGUCCCCGAAAGCCAUCUCCACCUCCCUCUGCUCCAUCCUUGAUGGACGCCGCCGUUGCUACCAUAAAGCCGCCGCCUUUAGCUUCACCGGAGUCGGAAUCCAAUUUUCUCCUCGAACUCGCUGCAAACAACGACCUUUCCGCCUUCAAGCAAGCUGUCGAAGAUGGCGCCGUCUCAUUCGAUAUCUCCGCUCCAUGGUACUCUCGCUCAGUGGGCCCCACCUCCUCUCCAACACGACGCAUGGCAUACGCUAAUCGGACUCCGGCGAUGAUCGCCUCCCUCUAUGGCAGCACUGACGUGCUGUCCUACAUCCUCAGCUGUAACUCUGUAAACGUUAACCGCCGCUGCGACGCCGAUGGCGCUACCGCUCUCCACUGCGCCGCAGCCGGUGGUUCUCCGGCGUCGCUCGACGUUGUAAAGCUCCUCAUCAAUUCAUCCGCUGACGUGGAUGCUGUGGACGCCGCCGGUAACCGCCCCGGCGACGUUAUCGCUAAACAAUUCUCCGCUUCCAUGGCUAAAGACCUUGAGAUUCUUCUCAAAGCCCCGUGCCCUAGGGUUUCCUCUCCUUCGAAGAAGGAAUACCCUCCGGAUUUAACUCUCCCGGACAUCAAAAACGGGAUCUAUGGAACCGAUGAGUUCCGUAUGUAUACCUUCAAGGUGAAGCCUUGCUCGAGAGCUUACUCCCAUGACUGGACUGAGUGCCCGUUUGUUCACCCCGGCGAGAACGCCCGGCGACGCGAUCCCAGAAAGUACUCUUAUAGCUGCGUUCCUUGUCCCGAUUUCCGUAAAGGUUCGUGCCUGAAAGCUGAUUCAUGUGAAUACGCACACGGGGUGUUUGAGUGUUGGCUUCACCCAGCACAGUAUCGUACUCGUCUCUGUAAAGAUGAGACUGGAUGCAGCCGACGUGUUUGUUUUUUCGCCCACAAGGUGGAAGAGCUUAGGAUGGUUAACCCCACCACAGCUUCUGUCGCUGGCCAUGUUUUGUCUUCUCCGAGAUCAUCGGCCAUGGGCGUUUCUUCUCUAGACAUGAUGGCUGCUCUUAUGAUGCCGAUGUCGCCUUCAGCUUCCUCAUCAGCCACGGCGUGGAUGAAUACUUCUUCUGCUAGUAGCCGGCUGAAGGCAAGCCUGAAUGCAAGGGACCUUGAUUUCGAUCUCGAAUUGAUGGGUAUCGAAGGUUACCAGCAGAAGCUGCUUGAUGAAAUCUCCACCAACGCUGCAUCUCCUCGAUCAAACUGGAAGACUAAUUCUUUCAACGCUGCUUCUGAUUACAAUGAUUUGUUUGGCUCCAUCGACCCUUCUAUGCUGUCCCAACUGCAAGGUCUCUCCUUGAAGAGCGCUACCGGCUAUGGGCACAAUAUGCCUUCUUCUCCUACCGUGUCUGGGUCUUCUUCCUUUGGACUUGAUCAUUCGAUGGCAAAGGCCAUCAUGAAUUCAAGGCAGGCAGCUUUUGCAAAGAGGAGUCAGAGUUUUAUCGACCGAGGGGCUGUUCCUCGUCAUAUUCCAGCUCUUUCAUCUCCAUUAACAUCGGCUGCGCCAAGCUCGCCGAUUGCUAUAUCUGACUGGGGUUCUCCUGAUGGGAAGUUGGACUGGGGCAUUCAAGGAGAUGAGUUGAACAAGCUCAGAAAGUCUGCAACUUUUAAUUUCCGCAGCAAUGGAACUAACAAUUUUGGUACCAAGGCACCUCCUUCGGAUGAGCCUGAUCUCACCUGGGUCCAGCAUCUGGUGAAGGAUGGACCGGCAGCCAUGGCUUUGCCACCAAUUGGUCGAAUGGGCCUGGAACAGCAGAAACAGUAUCAGCCUAACGGGGGAGUUCCUGGUGAUUUUCUCUCCUGGGACCAGCUUUAUUCAGAGCAGGAGAGGAUGCAGGAGGUGGCUUGAUCUUAAUUUUGGUCAUGACCUUCUUCACUCAAAAUCCUAACUAUUCGUAUUAUUUUGUUAUUUGUUUCUUUGGUUAUCUUUUCCUUGAUUCAAGUCUAUUAUUGUAUACCUUCUACUGAAGUGGCUACCUCUGCUGAGAAGAAAGGAUGCCCCAAGGGAUUCUGAACUGCCAAGAGGAUGGUUGCACUUGUUCUUUGAUUUAUAUAAGUUAUUACAAUAAUCUGUCUAGUAAAGAAAGGAGAGAAUAGCAGAGAGUUGUAGAAGUUGAAUAAUAUUGGAGUACUCUUAUUCUGUUAGAAUUCAGCUUUGCUUUCUCUGUUCUUAGGAAUGCCUUGUUCCCUUACCAGGGGUUCCUGUAUAAAUUUUUAAAUGAGAAUUGAAAUCCUUUUGUAUCUAUUUGUUUGGUUGAUCUUCAACUUUUGAUGAAAGCUGUUUCAGCUUUUUCAUAAGAAACCUGUUUGCUUUCUUU
This is a messenger RNA of Dendrobium catenatum, 2517 nucleotides long. RefSeq names its product zinc finger CCCH domain-containing protein 33-like. Lineage: Eukaryota; Viridiplantae; Streptophyta; Magnoliopsida; Asparagales; Orchidaceae. The transcript has a single exon. Bases 162 to 2048 code for a protein of 628 amino acids. The record is from RefSeq and is a predicted model, not a curated record. Gene Ontology annotation, molecular function: protein binding; metal ion binding.